AUGGCAUCUACGAAGCCUAGAUCCUACGACGAAUACACCAUAGGAUGGGUCUGCGCGCUGCCAAAGGAGCAGACAGCAGCCACAGCUAUGCUAGAUGACAUACAUCCCGCUGUUCGGAAGCCCUCGACUGACCCCAACAAUUACACUCUCGGGUCAAUAGGCAAACACAAUGUUGUUAUUGCUUGUCUACCCAAAGGACAGGUCGGUACUAACUCCGCAGCAACUGUUGCUACUCGGAUGGUUUCCACCUUCUCGCGUAUUAAGUUUGGUUUAAUGGUCGGUAUUGGCGGCGGUAUCCCCCCCAAAGUUAGACUCGGUGAUGUGGUAGUUGGCACACCUGUGGGACAGUUUCCCGGCGUGGUCCAAUGGGAUAUGGGCAAGGCUAAGGAAAACGGCAGCUUUGAACGCACUGGAUCAUUAAACAAUCCGCCUGCCUCACUUCUUACGGCACUGUCAAAACUAGAGACGGAACACGAGUUGCUUGAUUCACUUGAAGAUAUAUUAUUUCACUCAGACUACAACCAUGUCAAUGAGAGUGGUACAGGAGAUGAGGACGAGGGCAACGAGAAAGAAAGCUGUACAUUUUGCGACAAGGCCAGGAUUGUAAAAAGGAAACCUAGAGAUGCCCGCGUGCAUUAUGGCCUGAUUGCGUCUGGGAAUCAGGUCAUAAAAGAUGCUAUUAUCAGGGAUAAGCUUAAUAACGAUCUUGGUGGUCAUGUUUUAUGUGUUGAGAUGGAGGCGGCAGGACUGGUAAAUUUCCCAUGUGUCGUCAUCCGGGGGAUUUGUGACUAUGCCGAUUCGCAUAAGAACAAGAACUGGCGAGAACAUGCAGCGGCUAUGGCAGCGGCUUUGGCGAAGGAGCUUCUGCAAUAUGUACAGCCAGAUGAUGUUAAACGAGAGCCUUUAGCAAAGGACACGCUUAGCAAUGUCUACAAUAUUGUGUCUAAAACCAGAGAGGACGUUGCUCAAAUAACCUCUAUAAUCGAAAGAGAGGGAGAUCUGAAGAUCUUUGAUUGGAUUACGUCAAAAGACUACAGUCUGCAACAAAAUAAAUACAUUGAAAUGCAUCAAAAAGGAACAGGGCGAUGGCUUCUAGAUUCCGCUGAAUUUAUUACAUGGGCCGAAACCGAGAAACAGACUUUAUUCUGCCCAGGGAUGCCCGGAGCAGGGAAAACAAUUCUCACAGCUAUUGUGGUUAAUAAUCUUAUUUCACGAUUUGCACAUGACCCUCUAUUAAAGCAAUUAGUUCGAGGACAGUCUUCCAUACCAGCAAGCUUGAAAAACCUCUAUGAUCAACACAAGGGAAAAGGGACGCGGCCGUCGUUAGACGAGAUCUUAAAAGUCCUCCAGUACGUUAUUGGAGUAUACUGCUCAAGAGCUUUUAUCAUUAUAGACGCUCUCGAUGAAUGCCAAGCAUCUGAAAACUGCCGGAUGAGCUUCAUAAAAAGGCUCCUUGACUUUCAAGAUUGCGGCGCAAAUAUCUUUGCGACGUCGAGAUCCAUCCCGGACAUCACGGACAAGUUCGAGGGGAGCAUUCGGCUGGAAAUCCGUGCUAGCGAUGACGACAUACGCAGAUAUGUAAAAGAUCAGAUUUCGCAGGGAGGGUCAGCGAUGUUACGCGAUAUGCAAGCAGAAGCCUCGACAGGAAUUAUGAGCGCUGCCGAUGGCAUGUUUCUCUUAGCAAAACUGGACCUAGAUUCACUCCUGGACGUGAAAUUACCUAGGGAUAUCCGAGCAAAGUUGAAAAAUCUUCCAAAGGGCUCAAAAGCAUAUAGCCAUGCGUAUGAGACAAUUAUGAAAAGAAUAGAACACCAAGGCCCGGGAUCCGUCAAAUUAGCCAAGGCUGUUCUGUCAUGGAUCACUUGCGCCAAGCGACCAUUGACUAUAUCGGAGCUACGACAUGCUCUCACUGUUGAAAUUGGAGAAUCUAGACUCAACGAAAAAUAUCUUCCACAAGCCCAGGACCUGGUAUCUGUUUGUGUCGGGCUAGUCACGGUGGACGAAGAUAGCGAUAUUAUCCGGCUGUUUCAUUAUACGGCGCAGGAAUACUUUCAGCAGACGCAACAACACUGGUUCCCAGACGCAGAAGACGAGAUUACAAGUAUUUGUGUGACCUAUCUCUCAUUCGAUGUCUUCGAGGCCGGACUUUGUCAAACAGAUGCGACGUUCGAAGAACGGCUGCGGUCAUACCAGCUCUACGAUUAUGCCGCCCAUGAAUGGGGGCAUCACGCCCGCGAGGCAAUGAACCUCGAUCCACAAGUCCUAGAUUUUCUGCAGCACCAAUCAAAGGUUGAAGCGUCGAGUCAGGCAUUAUUCGCUGUCAAAGAGUCAAGAAAACCACAUUAUAGCCAAAAUGUUCCAAAAAAGACGGCGGGACUUCACCUGGUCGCAUACUUUGGGAUUGAGAAAGCUGUGCGGAUCCCACUCGACUUAUAUGGCUGGGACCCAGAGGAUAGUUACAGCCGGACGCCUCUGUCGUGGGCCGCUGAGAACGGGCAUGAGGCUAUCGUGCGGUUGCUGCUUAACAAGGGCGCAAAUCCCAAGGCGAUGGAUGAUUCGGGUCUGACGCCGCUUUCGUGGGCCACCUUAGGUAGACACGAGGCAAUCGUGCGGCUGCUCAAUACAAGUAAGCAGGAAUUCCCAUCGCUGCCAACAACGGGGGGUUCCGCUAGCAAUGAUUCGAAACCAGCCGUUGUAGCCAAUGCGGAUGGAAAACUGCAAAAAUUUAACCUAAUGUUGAAGUCAGUACAAAUGAUUCGGAGAAACGAGCAAAAUGAAAAGGAACAGCAGUUACUGUCCCAGAAAACGGAAAGCAUCAGCAUUCAACUGAGACAAAUUAAGGAACAACAGAGCAAAGUGGAAGAAGAGUUGCGAAAGCUUAAAAUGCGGAAGACUUUCUUAGCUGAGGAAGAAAAUGAUAAAACUGGAGAGAUACACCAUCUUGAUAAAGUGCAAGUAGAGUUUACGGGAAAAAGUGAACAAUUAUCUAAGCAAUGGAUAUACACACAAACCCGGUUAGACGAACUCCGGCAGAUUGAUGGCUAUGAACACGAAAGCAAACUAGAGAAAAUAAGGGACUCGACACUGUUUCGAUGGGCUGUCGAAGAUGGCUAUGCCGAAAUAGUUGAGUUACUUCUCAAUGGAGGUACUAAUACAGCGGUCGUCCAUAAAGGCGGAUGGAUGCCAUUGCAUGCGGCUGCAAGUAAGGGACAUGUCGAUGUGGUUCGGCUACUACUCGAUAAGGGUAAGCUGGAUGUUGGUGCGAAAAAUCAAGAUGGCUGGACUGCGCUUCAAUUGGCUACUGAGAGAGGGCAUUGGGAUAUCGUGCAACUUUUGCCUAAGCAAGAUGUCAACAUUGGUGCCACGAUGAGCCAAUGCCAACAGACGUUCGAAGGCCAUAACAGCAGCGUCUUUUCCGUGGCCUUCUCACAUGACUCGAAGUUGCCAAUGCCAACAGACAUUUCCAAAUUACAGCGACUCGGUCCGCUCAGUGGCUUUCUCAUUUGA
This is a messenger RNA of Trichoderma breve, 3507 nucleotides long. RefSeq names its product ankyrin repeats (3 copies) domain-containing protein. Bases 1 to 3507 code for a protein of 1168 amino acids. The transcript is spliced from 6 exons. Gene Ontology annotation, molecular function: protein binding; catalytic activity. Gene Ontology annotation, biological process: nucleoside metabolic process. The record is from RefSeq and is a predicted model, not a curated record. NCBI's taxonomy places the organism in Eukaryota, Fungi, Ascomycota, Sordariomycetes, Hypocreales, Hypocreaceae.